Molecule: messenger RNA, 1836 nt
Organism: Ostertagia ostertagi
Lineage: Eukaryota; Metazoa; Nematoda; Chromadorea; Rhabditida; Trichostrongylidae
Source: the annotation of a GenBank genome assembly
AUGACUAUGAGCGCACGGUCGUAUCUGGCGCCAAUUGGCAGCCCAGGACCUUUGUUUAUACUUCUGGUCGUCGCUGGCGUCGUACAAAUGGCCCAUGGUGAAAAGUAUCUACUCUAUCAUGUUCAACCCAAUGAUGCACGAGGAAUGCGUGUAUUACGGCAGCUACAAAUGCUUGAUCAUAAAUAUCAGGUUGAUUUCUGGAAAGAACCAAAUCAUUUUGGUGAUUUUGCCGACAUAAUGAUCUCAUCGAAGAAUGCGCUUGCUAUGGAACGUCGCUUUCGGAGAGCAAAUAUCACGUACGAUAUUCGAGUACCAGAUGUGGAAAAGCUUAUCAUGAGAAACGAACGAACAAAUCGACGACCGAUCCUCGAUAGUGAGCCCGAUGGUGAUCAGUCUCGUGUGGGAAAACUCAAAAAGGCUAAAUAUUCCUUCGGUGACUACGCAUCCUAUGCAGACAUGAUGAAAUAUAUGCGUACAAUUGAAAUCGGUUAUCCGAUAUCAUCGACAGACAAGCGGGCGAUCUGGGUGGAUGGUAAUAUUCAUGCCAGAGAAUGGGCAAGCAGUCACACCGCUCUCUAUUUUAUCAAUCAGGAUGAAACGAUCACACACUAUGUGAACAGUCUAAACUUCUACGUUCUGCCGUGUCUGAAUCCGGACGGCUACGAAUACACGAGAUCAUCACCGAAUCCAAGUGUCCGUCUGUGGCGUAAGAAUCGCUCUCCAGAAAGAUGCAAUCGUUCACUAUGGGGUGGAGAGAAGUGCUGUCAAGGCGUGGACUUGAAUCGCAACUUCAAAUUCCACUGGGCUGAAUCCGGCUCGUCGUACGAACCAUGUUCAAAUAUCUAUCACGGCGAUCACGUAUUCAGUGAGCCAGAAUCACGUGCCGUGCGCGACUAUUUGAAUUCGGACGAGCUACGUGGAAGGUUGACGGAUUCAUCACACUUCAUUCUUUACGCUCAUGUGGAUUUACCCAUACAGUCAUGCUCAGCAGAACUAUCCAGAAGACAUCAGCGAACUGAGACGAACGCUCGUCGAGCCAUCAAUCGCCUACACCGUCAAUAUGGCACUGAAUAUCGUAUGGGAACAGGAGCCGACACAUUGUCACCGGCUUCCGGCGGUUCAGAUGAUUGGGCAAAAUCCAACGGGAUCAAAUACGUCUACUUGUAUCGAACGGAUUCAUCCUGCACAAAAAGGAAUUGCAUUCAAGCUGUAGAGAACUUCGAAAAGGUGUUUAAGGAAGUUAUUGAGGCGGUGCUGGAACACAACAAGAUCAUCAAGGAUCCACUGUCACGUAUCGCACCUCAACUCAGAAAGAAGCAACUAUUCCUUCCAACAACAACACUCACAACUACUGAAGCUACAACUACUACCACACUGGCUGAUUACAGAACAGAACUAGCAGAAACGGCGAUACCGACAAGGGCACGACCUUGGCUGACAUAUCGUCCACGAAGAACGUCGAUGUCGACAAAAUGGCGAAGUAUGCCAAUGACGACAGCAGAAGGCAGUGCCGUCGAAGAUUCCGCAGAGCUGAUACCUACGACGUCGAUUCCAGAGGAGCUGACUGCCGCUGAGACACCGACGCUGUCGACGGUGUCACAUCGGACAACUGAAAUCGUCUUCUUCACGCACACCCGCCCGUCCACGUUCAGAGAUCCUGCAUGCCGUGACAUGCGCUAUUCGUGCGCUUUCUGGCUGCAGCACAAUCCGGCCGUCUGCUCGGAGCAGGAAUCGUUCAUGAAAGGCCAAUGCGCAGUGAAAAUAAUGUUCCAGAAAGUUGACGCCAACGUCAAAAUUGAAGCCACUCCAGAACUGGUCAGAACGGAUGAUCGACCA